AUGAAGCUAGUGAAUUUCAGAUUUCAAUUGAUGGCAGCACUUCUGUGCUUCUUUUACAUGUAUGCGAAUGUGAUAGCAGAAGUGAAGAACUUGCAAUCCAAGAAGACUUACAUAAUUCACAUGGACAAGUCCUAUAUGCCAGCGAGUUUCAAUGAUCACGUCCAGUGGUAUGAUUCAUCUUUAAAAUCAAUAUCAGAAUCUUCUGAUAUGCUUUACGCUUACAAUAAUGUAAUCCAUGGCUUUUCCACAAGACUCACACCUGAAGAAGCUGAAUCGCUUGAAAAACAGCAAGGAAUUCUCUCUGUCCUGCCUGAAAGGGUGUAUGAGCUGCAUACUACUCGAACCCCAGAGUUCCUUGGAUUAGGAAAAAGUGAUGCUGUCCUCCCUGCAUCUGACUCGGUUAGUGAGGUGGUUGUUGCAGUGCUAGACACCGGCGUCUGGCCAGAAUUGAAAAGCUUUGAUGACGCAGGUCUUGGCCCCAUUCCAAGUACCUGGAAAGGAGAAUGUCAGAUAGGCAAGAACUUUAAUUCAUCAAGCUGUAACCGGAAAUUAAUUGGAGCCAGGUUUUUCUCACAAGGGUAUGAAGCGGCAUUUGGACCCAUUGACGAAACAGUUGAAUCAAAGUCCCCAAGAGAUGAUGAUGGCCAUGGAACUCACACUUCAACUACAGCAGCUGGGUCAGCGGUUUCGGGAGCUAGCCUAUUCGGUUAUGCUACUGGGAUAGCACGUGGGAUGGCUACACAAGCCCGAGUAGCAGUUUACAAAGUAUGUUGGGUUGGUGGGUGUUUUGGCUCUGAUAUAAUGGCUGCGAUGGACAAGGCUGUCGAAGAUGGAGUGAAUGUCAUAUCCAUGUCUAUUGGGGGAGGACUCACUGAUUACUAUAAAGAUACUGUUGCCAUUGCAGCUUUCACAGCAACAGCACGGGGAAUUAUGGUAUCAUGUUCAGCAGGAAAUGGCGGACCAAGUCAGGGCAGCUUGUCCAACGUUGCUCCUUGGAUAACUACUGUAGGUGCUGGAACACUAGACCGAGAUUUUCCAGCCUAUGUAACCCUUGGAAAUGGGAAGAAUUACUCAGGCGCAUCACUUUAUAGUGGAAAGCCAUUAUCUGAUUCACUGGUGCCAGUGGUUUAUGCUGGUAAUGCAAGUAGUUCAACGAGUGGUUAUCUCUGUAUGUCAGGCACGUUGAGUCCUGCAAAAGUUGCUGGGAAAAUUGUGAUAUGUGAUCGAGGGGGGAACAGUCGGGUGCAAAAGGGAUUGGAGGUGAAACAUGCUGGUGGCUUAGGGAUGAUUUUAGCAAACACAGAUUUGUAUGGGGAAGAGCUAGUUGCAGACGCACAUCUUUUACCAACAGCAGCCGUAGGACAAAGCAGCGGGGAUGCCAUCAAGAAUUAUGCCUUCUCUGAUCCUAAGCCAGUUGCCACAAUUGCUUCUGGAGUCACACAUCUAGGAGUUGAGCCUUCACCAGUGGUAGCCGCAUUCAGCUCUAGAGGCCCAAAUCUGGUCACCCCAGAGGUAAUGAAACCAGACUUGAUAGCUCCAGGAGUGAACAUACUAGCUGGAUGGACAGGUGCAGUUGGUCCAACUGGGCUAACCGAUGACUCCAGGCGGGUAAGCUUCAAUAUCAUUUCUGGUACAUCGAUGUCAUGUCCACAUGUUAGUGGGUUAGCUGCACUCCUCAAGGCUGCACAUUCGGAUUGGAGCCCAGCAGCCAUUAGGUCUGCCCUCAUGACCACAGCAUAUACAACAUACAAAAAUGGGAAAACCAUACUAGAUGUGUCCACUGGGCAGCCAUCAACACCAUUUGAUUAUGGAGCUGGACAUGUAAAUCCAGUAGCAGCCCUUGAUCCUGGCCUUGUCUAUGAUGCCACAGUUGAGGACUAUCUAAGCUUCCUCUGUGCAUUAAACUAUAGUUCAUCCCAGAUUAAGCUUGCCACAAACAGAGACUUCACCUGCGACCCGAGCAAGAAAUACAGUCUGGGUGAUCUCAAUUAUCCAUCUUUCUCUGUUCCUCUCCAAACUGCUUCAGGGAAAGGAGGUGGUGCUGGAGUAAAAAGCACUAUAAAAUACACCAGGACUUUGACUAAUGUGGGCCCUACAGCAACGUAUAUGGUUUCAGUAUCUUCUCAAACUCCAUCCGUGAAUAUCUUGGUUGAGCCAAAAUCACUUAGCUUCAGUGAACAAUAUGAAAAAAAGAGUUACACAGUGACAUUCACUGCGACUUCUAUGCCAUCUGGUACCAACAGCUUUGCUCGUCUGGAAUGGUCGAGCGGGAAACAUGUCAUUGGGAGUCCGAUAGCUUUCAGCUGGACAUAAACGAAAUCUUGAGAAGUUGGAUGAAUGACUAUUAUUUUACAAGACAUCAAGUGCCUGAAAUUUAUGUAUGAUGAACGUUUUUACAUUCCCCUUCUAAUGUUCCAAGUUCCAACAACUGAUCCAGCAAUAGUUAGCUGGGUUUGUAAUUUCUCUCUCAGAUGAUCAAGGGUCAAAGAAAAAUGAGGGAAAAAUAACUGCACAGAAAACCAAGCAAUUAAUUGCAUGUGAUGUUAAAAUGGAUUUCUAGUCA
Molecule: messenger RNA, 2563 nt
Organism: Hevea brasiliensis (rubber tree)
Lineage: Eukaryota; Viridiplantae; Streptophyta; Magnoliopsida; Malpighiales; Euphorbiaceae
Product: subtilisin-like protease SBT1.7
Exons: 1
Coding region: 1-2313 (770 amino acids)
Biological process (GO): proteolysis
Molecular function (GO): serine-type endopeptidase activity
Source: RefSeq, a predicted model, not a curated record